Molecule: messenger RNA, 2247 nt
Organism: Fusarium fujikuroi IMI 58289
Lineage: Eukaryota; Fungi; Ascomycota; Sordariomycetes; Hypocreales; Nectriaceae
Exons: 1
Coding region: 1-2247 (748 amino acids)
Source: RefSeq, a predicted model, not a curated record
AUGUCGACCGGGCUUCCUAUCAGGCUUCUUUGUAACGACAACGGGAUCUUCUCCGUUGUUGACCCUGUCGCUCACCAUGUGACGAGCUUUGACAUCCUCUCCUACACCUGGGGCAAGGAAGUGGCGCCUUACAAAUGCGGUAUUGGAGGCGUCACCUGGGAUAUCAAGAUCAAUCCCGACAAACUGAAAGACAUCAAGCGGCUGAUGGUGGCAGCCAACAUAAAGUACCUUUGGGCCGACUGCGUGUGCAUAAACCAGACAGAUGAGAAUGAGAAGACUGCUGAGAUCCCCAAGAUGUUCGAGUACUACAGAAACGCUGAGAGAUGUCAUCUUCUCAUGGACAUGGAGGAAGCUUGGAUCCCGCAGGAGAUCGUCGAUGAUCUAAAGUUCCUUGACCAUGUCUUGUACCAUAUGCAAGGUGCGGCUCUCGCCUCCGAGGCCGUCGGUCUGACUGAGAGGGUCGUCAACCUUCUUACCCAUUGGGCCAGCACGACCUGGAAGUUUGACAUAGCCCAGUCGAGCGUGAGGUCUGCAGCAAUCGACAUGGGCGUUUUAAACUGUUACUCGACCUGCAUUAAACGUGUCACAUCACUGUUCGACAAUGACUACUUUACUCGUGUCUGGACAUUCCAAGAGAUGAUCCUCGGCAAGAAUAUCACGAUUUGGGGGGUAAACCCCGAAAGUAUCUUCUACAUCGGCCAACUCCAUACCUGGAUGGACUUGGCAAUCGAGUGCGCUGACAAAGCGGUCAAACUGCACGAUUGGAUUGAGAAUGGCAGGUUUUUCAAGACGGCAGCAGUCAACGCCAUACUUAGAGUCAUUGGAGAGGAUAUCUUAUUCCUCGUCAGCCUGCGAACUCAGGUGAAGGGCAUUAACAGUGCAAGGACCGACAUCAUCAACGGUGGUUCUUACUGGUGGCGAGAGAACUACAAAGGGAUAAGCAACAUAUUUUCAGCCAUCUCUCUCAAGCCACGCAAAUGCAGAGACACGGCGGACAUCUUCAGGGGCCUCUUGGGCAUCUUUAGCGGACUUUUCACCGAUGAUGAGGUGAAAACGGAGCUGUCAGGAAAAGACAUCACAUCCAUCUCAUUCAAUUUCUUCAAGAAACUGUCUGCUGAGACCGGACUGGCAUGGACCAAGCUUGGAGUAGCCAGUAAGGCAAGGGAAAGUGGGUGGAACUGGAUCCCGCUGGUAGCAACCGACAACCAGGUCGCGUCUACCGAUUGUUUCGCGGGGGUACUCAACCUCGGAAGACUGAAGAAGGAAGGGCGGGCGAAAGCAUUAGCCACGACAGGUCUCAUCGGAACCCCACGCAAGCUCAUGAAGAUCCGACUCAGCCAAGGAAAAGGAGACUUCCAAUUCACCUUCAAGGGCUGUAAUUGUGGCAAGAAGAUCAAGACUGGCCGCAUCAGUAGGGAGCUCAUACCCACGUAUGACCAGCCCAGAGACGUGGUCAAGGACGAGACUGGUAGGACCCUGGUCCAAUGCGCUACGAUCUUGGGAGCCAUCAUGGACCCAGGAUGCGAUGACCUGGUUCAAUAUCGGAGGAAAUUGCUCCAGAAGCUGCAGCCGAUGUGGGAGACUACAGAUCCCAGUGCAAAGCCUGUAGGUUGGGAAGACCGGUCGGUGAGCGGUACAGGCUGGGAACAUCCAGACGCCAUAGGUUUUCGGGUGCAUAAUUUCUCCAUGAACUACCGCAUGGUCUCGAUGACAAGGUGCGGCUCGCGCCUUGCAAAUGGGAGCACGGCAAACAUCAUCUGCCACGUCAGUGUUAACUGCGGAUGCACUAUCGUCGCCCCAUUUGCACUUAUUUUCGAGGCCAUAACCGCGGUUCAAGGAAGCUCCCUGGGUGACACGGCUGCAGAAGCAGACAGUGAUGACAGGAUAGUGCUACAAGAUGGAUUAGGACUUGUACAGGUUGGUGAUGUUGGCAAAGCCUUCGACGUAGUAGCAUUCUCGGGUGAUAUACAGGCCCACAAGUUGUAUGCUGCCGCCUGCAGGAAGAACAAGGAGAAUGUGAGAGUUGUUCAUGAAGUGCCUCUUCCCAGUGGCAGGGCACUGGUGCAGGAGGACUUUACACAUGGGGCUAUGGAUAUAAUGAAGGAUUAUGGAUAUGUGCAUACUGGGGGAUCUGGAAAUUUGCUCUUGUCUAGAAAACAUCGUCUGGAUGCUUACAAGGUGGUUGGUGUUUGCAUUGAUGAGUAUGUUCCACAUAAGAAUGAGGAACAGCCAGUCACUAUUGGAUAG